AUUAUGUUUCGAAAACCCUAGAGAGAGAGGGAGAGGGUUUGGGAGAGAUGGGGAGGAGGAUACUGAAUGAUGCGUUGAGGAGUAUGGUGAAUGCUGAGAGGAGAGGGAAAGCUACGGUGGAUCUCAAGCCAAUCUCCACUCUCAUGUCUUCCUUUCUCCGCAUCAUGAAACACCAUGGUUAUAUCAGGGACUUUCAAGUCUAUGAUCCGCAUAGAGUGGGGAGGAUCACGGUUGAACUGCAAGGUAGGAUUAAUGAUUGCAAGGCCCUUACUUUCCGAAAAGACCUCAAGGCAAGGGAUAUUGAAGCCUACAGAUUAAAGACUCUUCCAACGCAUCAGUGGGGUUAUGUUGUGAUUACAACUCCUGAUGGUAUUUUGGAUCAUGAAGAGGCGAUUAAAAAGAAUGUAGGUGGCCAGGUUCUUGGUUUCUUUCACUAGAAUGAUCAUUUGUCUGCUAUUUUGACCAGGUAUUAUGUUCAUCUAUGUUUCCAGACAAACAUUCAAAGAAUGUUUUAUGUUUUAUGUUUUAUGUGAAGACAGAAUGCUUUUCUCCUGUAUGAAGGUUAUAACAUAGCAGCUCAUGCAUGAUGAGUAUGGUAGAUUAGAGUUGAUGCUUUGUGGAAUUAGUCCCGUUUUUGUUAACAUGAAUGGAUAUUGUGCUCCCGUACUUUGUACAUCAUAAUCUGUUUCUAAUUCGAAGUUGCA
Molecule: messenger RNA, 704 nt
Organism: Cajanus cajan (pigeon pea)
Lineage: Eukaryota; Viridiplantae; Streptophyta; Magnoliopsida; Fabales; Fabaceae
Product: small ribosomal subunit protein uS8my
Biological process (GO): translation
Cellular component (GO): ribosome
Molecular function (GO): structural constituent of ribosome
Source: RefSeq, a predicted model, not a curated record